AUGCGGGAAGAAAAAGGUCUGGUUAAAAAAGAAAGCGCGUUGGAAGUUGUAAGCCCCGUCCACCCCAGACACUUUGUGACAAAUCCAAGUCCCAAUAUUUCUACUUCUACAAAUCAUGGCCUCAACCUCCGGAUCAAACCUAGAGCGGCACACAUCAGCAUCGUCAUCAGUUCAUACAUAAACUAUACAGAUUACAUACCCCUCACACCGGACCCAUUCACUCACAGACAAUAG
Molecule: messenger RNA, 234 nt
Organism: Sphenostylis stenocarpa
Lineage: Eukaryota; Viridiplantae; Streptophyta; Magnoliopsida; Fabales; Fabaceae
Source: the annotation of a GenBank genome assembly